This is a messenger RNA of Cornus florida, 546 nucleotides long. RefSeq lists its product as uncharacterized. The record is from RefSeq and is a predicted model, not a curated record. The coding region runs from base 1 to 546 and encodes 181 amino acids. The transcript has a single exon. NCBI's taxonomy places the organism in Eukaryota, Viridiplantae, Streptophyta, Magnoliopsida, Cornales, Cornaceae.
AUGGAAAUAUUAUCAAGUUCAAAUUUUGUUCAGCCCAACGCCAGAAAAAAUUUAACUAAUGAAGAACGCCAAGCAAUUUUUGCAGUUCUGUUAAAGAAAAGUGAAAAUGGAAAAUUAAAAAAGGGCUCAAUAAGUGCCACAGCAAAAAUGUUUUCUGUUUGCGUAAGAACAGUUCAACGAAUUUGGCAGCAAGCAAUGACAAGUUUUUCAAAUGGGUUUGUAGUUGAUGUAUCCGACAAGAAGCCGAAGAGAGUUGGUCGCAAGCGGGUACAAAUUGAUUGCAGUAAAGUCUCAGAAAUUCCUCUUCGGCAACGAACAAACAUUCGAUCUUUAUCGUUUGCUAUGCAAGUUGCUAAAUCAACACUCCAUAGAAGAAUCAAAGAGGGUUUUAUUAGACCGCAUUCAAAUGUAUUGAAGCCGUAUUUAUCAGAAGAAAACAAAAAGGCAAGGCUUAUGCACUGUUUGUCAAUGCUUGAGCCAUCUAGUCUUCACAAUAUGCCAAUUUUCUGCAAUAUGUUUAACCAUGUCCACAUUGAUGAAAAGUGA